CUCGUGUGCCACUUACCCAGAGAGAGGGAAGCCAAACCAGGGUACGUGCAGAGGAGAUCGAAUCGGCGGAGGGCUGAAGGUGCUGCUCAAAGCGAAAUGAAGAGAGGCCGUCCGAAGAGUUUGAAGCGUCGAAAGUCAAGUUUAUGUUUGCCAUCAAUGACGAUCUCUAGUAUUUAUUAACUGACCUUCAAGGGAAGGAUUCAGUGAGCAAUGGUUAUAGACAAAUUUACUGGAUCUGUUAAAGGUUUAGCCUUUCAGUCGUUGAACAUAUCUACAAUUUCAGAGCUGUUGAGUAAACAACACUGGUCAGAGCUCAGACCCCUUUUUAGAACAACUAAACCUGCAAUAUUCAUUGACCAAUUGUUCAAUGCGGGGGUUGAUUCAGAGCUUGUUUUAAGGUUCUUUCAGUGGUCUCAGAAAGAGUUUAGAAUUUCAUAUGGUCUUGAAACUACUGCCAAAAUUUUACAUCUUCUAGCAAAUUCAAAAAGGUACUCUAAGGUCAGGUCCUUUUUGGAUAAAUUUGUGAAGAACGAGAAACAUACAGUUUCUUCUAUUUUCCACUCUCUCUUGUCUGUUAGUGUCCGGCCGUAUACAAAUGCUCUAAUAAUUGAUAUGUUGAUCCUAGCAUAUGCAAGAAAUUUGCAAAUUCGUGCUGCCUGUGAAACAUUUAGGCAAUCUCAUGAUUAUGGAUAUAAGUUAUCACUGAUUUCAUGCAAUUCGUUGUUGAGUGGUCUGGUGAAGGAGAAUGAUACAGGAGAAAUGGAAUACGUGUACAAGGAAAUGGUAAAGAGGAGAAUUCUGCCUAACUUGACAACAUUUAAUAUUUAUAUCAAUGGUCUCUGUAAAGCUGGUAAGUUGAAUAAGGCAGAGGAUGUCCUUGAAGACAUUAAAGCCUGGGGAUUUUCUCCAAAUGUAGUUACUUAUAACACUCUGAUUCAUGGGCAUUGCAAGAAGGGCAGUGCUGGAAAAAUGUACAGAGCUGAUGCCAUUUUGAAGGAAAUGCUUGCUAAUAAAAUUUCCCCAAAUGAGAGAUCCUUUAAUUCUCUUAUUGAUGGUUUUUGUAAGGAUGAGAAUGUGUUGGCUGCAAAAAAGGCUUUAGAAGAGAUGCAAAGACUGGGACUAAAACCUAAUUUAGUUACUUAUAAUUCGCUGAUAAAUGGUUUAUCUAAUAACGGGAAGCUAGAUGAGGCCAUUGCUUUGUGGGAUAAGAUGGAUGACUUAGGUUUGAAGCCAAAUAUUGUUACUUAUAAUGUUCUUAUUAACUGGCUUUGUAAGAGGAAGAUGACGUGGGAAGCAAGAAAACUCUUUGAUGAUAUAGCUAAGCAAGGUUUGGUACCCAAUGCAAUAACAUUUAAUACAUUGAUUGAUGCAUUCUGCAAAGACGGGAUGGUGGAAGAGGCAUUUGCUCUGCAUAAAUCGAUGCUAGAAGAAGGGAUUAUUCCAAAUGUUUCAACCUAUAAUACCUUAAUUGCAGGUUUGUGCAGGAACCAGAACGGGAGAGCUGCAAAGGAUCUUCUUAAUGAAAUGCUGACCUAUGGCCUAAAAGCUGAUGUUAUAACAUAUAACAUCUUAAUAGAUGGAUGUUGCAAAGACAAUGAAUCAAGUAAGGCAGAAAAAUUACUUGGUGAAAUGCUCAACGUCGGUGUCAAGCCUAAUCAUAUAACGUAUAAUACUUUGAUGGAUGGAUAUUGCAUGGAGGGAAAUGUGAAGGCGGCAUUGAAGGUCAGGACCCAGAUGGAGAAAGAAGGGAAGUGGGCAAAUGUUGUUACUUAUAAUGUACUGAUUAAAGGAUUUUGUAGAACAGGUAAGCUAGAGGAUGCAAACAGGCUUCUUAAUGAGAUGUUGGAAAAAGGUUUGAAUCCGAAUCGAGUUACCUACGAUAUUGUAAGAAUGGAAAUGUUGGAUAAAGGUUUUAUUCCAGACAUAGAAGGGCAUUUAUAUAAUAUUUCUAGCAUGUCUUGACAUGAAAGAAAUUUCAUUUUUAGUGUAAGCGUUGGGUUUCAUGAAAAAAAUUUACUGAAUUGGUAUA
Vigna radiata var. radiata (mung bean) is the source of this 2029-nucleotide messenger RNA. RefSeq names its product pentatricopeptide repeat-containing protein At1g09820. Lineage: Eukaryota; Viridiplantae; Streptophyta; Magnoliopsida; Fabales; Fabaceae. The record is from RefSeq and is a predicted model, not a curated record. Bases 211 to 1962 code for a protein of 583 amino acids. Gene Ontology annotation, molecular function: protein binding. The transcript is spliced from 3 exons.